Messenger RNA from Guillardia theta CCMP2712, 974 nucleotides. RefSeq lists its product as hypothetical. The transcript has 8 exons. The record is from RefSeq and is a predicted model, not a curated record. Lineage: Eukaryota; Cryptophyceae; Pyrenomonadales; Geminigeraceae. Bases 8 to 937 code for a protein of 309 amino acids. Gene Ontology annotation, molecular function: ubiquitin binding.
AGAGACGAUGUCGAUGUCAUUGGCAGAAGCGAAACAGAGCCUGAAGGCAAUGUUCCCUGCCCUCGACGACGAUGCGAUCCAAGACAUUCUGCAGCAGACGAACGGGAAUGUCGAGCAGGCCGUAGAGUCUCUCCUUUCCAUCUUCAGCGAAGCAGGAGCGGAGCCGCAGGCUUUGCAGGCCCCGGGGAGAGACGCUGGAGACAGUCAAGCAUGGAGCUCGUCCGCUGCUCCUCCCAAGGUGAAGCAGGAAGAUGGAAGACACGUUCAGUUCUCGCCCGAUUGCGCGAGGCAGAACCGAUUCUCGGACGAGACGGAGACUUUUCCUCCUCCUUCCGAUGACUUCCUCACGCUGGCACGGUACAUGAAGUCCAGCGGUCAGAACAGCGACGAGCAGUGCUUGGAGGACGAGGCUCUCGCAAGGAGGCUGCAGGACUCGCUGUACCUCCAGGGAGUGGAGGAGAUGGCCCGAAGGCAGGACGGGGCCAGUCAACGCCGAGAGGCUGGGCCACCAGCAACAUCAGACGGUGAGGAGUCGAUAGGAAGGAGCGCUCCGCCGCAAGGGACAAGCGACAUGAGCUUCGAGAACUUGUUCGGGUUCAAGACUGAGGACCUCAAGAAGAAGAUUGGCACGAUGGGUGUGACGGCCAAGUCGAAGAUGAAUCAGUUCAUGAGCAAACUACAGGGAAAGGAGAUGACACCUGUCCAAACUUCUCCGCCUCCUUCGUUGAGCUACAGGCCAAUCGAAUCUGACUAUGACGACACAACGGUCCUCACCUCCCAGACGGCUGAUCAGAACAUCUCAAAGAGGGCAGGUGCGCACACUCUUGAGGAUGACGACGAGCAAGACCACGGGCUGGUUGACAAGCGAAGCCAUGCCAUGGCCGCUCGUCAGUCCGGCACAAUAACAGGUGAGGGUAAGGACAAGAAAGUAGAUUGAGGCUGAGGCAUGUGGAAUAAAUCGAGUUUAUUCUUUG